Messenger RNA from Oppia nitens, 1198 nucleotides. RefSeq names its product porphobilinogen deaminase-like. The transcript has 2 exons. Gene Ontology annotation, biological process: heme biosynthetic process. Gene Ontology annotation, cellular component: cytoplasm. Gene Ontology annotation, molecular function: hydroxymethylbilane synthase activity. NCBI's taxonomy places the organism in Eukaryota, Metazoa, Arthropoda, Arachnida, Sarcoptiformes, Oppiidae. Bases 8 to 1198 code for a protein of 396 amino acids. The record is from RefSeq and is a predicted model, not a curated record.
UUACAAAAUGUCGACACAAACUAUGGCCGAAACCACUACAACUACCACCACUGCCGCCGCCAACCGGAGGACACACAUACGUAUCGGUACCCGUAAAAGUAAACUGGCCAUGAUACAAACCCAUUGGGUGGUCAACCAGUUGCGGCAACUGUACGCUACCGAUGCCGAUGACGGCGGCUACGAGUUUACCAUCAAAUCGAUGACCACAACCGGCGAUAAUGUGUUGGACAGGCCGUUGGCCAAAAUCGGUGAAAAAGCUCUGUUCACUCGUGAACUAGAGGACGACUUGUUGGCCGAAAAUAUCGAUCUGAUUGUCCAUUCGCUCAAAGACUUGCCGACAACACUGCCCGACGGCUGUGCCAUAGCUGUGAUUACAAAACGCGAAAACUCGUCCGAUGCUAUCGUAUUGAAAUCGGGACUCAAUUUGGACAAUCCGUUUGAUAUAUUGUCGCCUAAUUGUCACCAAAUCAACGAAAACGUUACUAUCGGUACGUCAUCGCUGAGACGGAUCGCCCAAUUGAAACACUUGAAUCCCGACAUCCGAGUUGUCGAUAUACGCGGAAAUCUUAACACCCGACUCAGCAAACUGGACGACCCAACUAGCGGUUAUUCGGCAUUGAUUUUGGCAUCGGCCGGACUCAUACGAGCCGAUUACGGCCAUCGUAUAUCUGGCCAGUUACUUGAUAAUUGGUACUAUGCUGUAGGUCAGGGAGCAUUGGCUAUCGAAACCCGUACGGAUGACCAGUUUAUUAUGGAUCUAUUGAAACCGUUGAUCCAUUUGAAGACUACUUGCGAAUGUCUGGCCGAACGUACUUUUAUGCAACAACUCGAAGGCGGCUGUUCUAUACCGAUAGGUGUCCGUUCAGUUUGGACUACCGGUGCCGACGAUAACGAUGCUAACUGUGUGCUAACAUUGGAGGGCGUAGUGAUGAGUCUGGACGGCCGCAGCCGAGUUGACGGUAAAGUUAGCCGCAAUUUGAAUCGUAAAUUAGAUAACAAACUGCCAGACCUGACAACUAUCGAUCGAUCGGUCUGUCCGUUCAACUAUACAGGUAUAGCUGUCGGCCAAUUUACGGAGGCGGCGACGGCGGCCAACCAGUUGGCCAACAGUGCAAUGAUUGGCUACGAUUUGGCCCAGGAUUUGCUCGGAUUGGGCGCCAAAGAUAUAUUAGACGAUAUCAAACUUAAUAGCAAUUGA